AUGUCGAACAAUGGCGCGCCGGUAAAAACAGGGACGUCAAAAUGUAAGUCAACAAUUGCAAUCCUAACACCUCUUCGGUCAAUUCAAGAAGCCCACAAGACUAACUUCUUCAAAGCCUCUAAAACCAUCUUCCAUUUCACAGCCGGCCUCUGUUCAGGCCUCACAUCCUCCAUCCUCCUUCAACCCGCCGACCUUCUCAAAACCCGCGUCCAACAAUCCCAACAAGCUCUCCUCCCAACAUUAAAAGUCAUCCUUUCAUCCCCAAAUCCAGUCCGUGGACUAUGGCGUGGCACACUCCCCUCGGCACUCCGCACCGGCUUCGGUUCAGCCCUCUACUUCACCAGUCUCAACGCCCUCCGCCAAACAGUUGCCCAAACCAACGCCCCCCUCCUCACAAACGCAACCCCAGCUAAAUCCUCCUCCGCGCUCCCCAAACUCUCCAACACCGCUAAUCUCGCCACGGGUGCCGUCGCCAGAGUCGCAGCAGGCUUCGUCAUGAUGCCCGUUACCGUUCUAAAAGUCCGCUAUGAAUCAGACUACUACGCCUAUCGCAGUCUCAUAGGCGCUGGCCGAGAUAUCGUCAGGACGGAAGGCUUUCGCGGACUCUUUGCUGGUUUUGGAGCGACGGCAGCUCGUGAUGCUCCGUACGCAGGUCUAUACGUGCUUAUCUACGAGCAGCUCAAGCGCAGACUUGGUUCCAUGACAGCCGGUAACAAUGAGACGUCUGGUGUAUCAUCGUCGUAUAUCCAUUUCGCAUCCGGGGCUUUUUCGGCUGGUUUGGCUACUGCUAUUACGAAUCCUUUCGAUGCGGUGAAGACCCGGUUACAGCUCAUGCCGGCAAAGUAUGGGAAUAUGCUCCGCGCUGUCCGGCUGAUGGUGCACGAGGAUGGUAUGCGCAGUCUCUUCGGCGGACUGGGUCUCCGUAUGACGCGGAAAGCGCUCAGUUCGGCACUGGCUUGGACAGUGUACGAGGAACUUAUCCUUCAGGCUGAAAAUAGGUGGGCGACGAAUCACCAGUUGCCGUUGAGUACCUGA
This is a messenger RNA of Penicillium angulare, 1035 nucleotides long. RefSeq names its product putative mitochondrial carrier protein. The coding region runs from base 1 to 1035 and encodes 344 amino acids. The transcript has a single exon. The record is from RefSeq and is a predicted model, not a curated record. Gene Ontology annotation, molecular function: glycine transmembrane transporter activity. Gene Ontology annotation, biological process: glycine import into mitochondrion. Lineage: Eukaryota; Fungi; Ascomycota; Eurotiomycetes; Eurotiales; Aspergillaceae. Gene Ontology annotation, cellular component: mitochondrial inner membrane; mitochondrion.